CCCACCACACCCUCCCUACCUCACUCUCUCUCCCUGUUUGUUACUUCUAUCCUUCCCUGCAUGCUUCAACUUAUCUCAGCAUUCUCUGUCCAGGCCAACCAACAGACAGGGUAAAUAAUGUCAACACUCAUUUACCCUCAGUGACAGGUUUAACAACAUGAGUCUGAGACUGGAGUCGAGCGGCACAGCAAGUCUGUACCACUAAGCUGCGGGGCGGCCCUCGUGGCCGGGAUGCCACUGUGUGCCGUGCCAGUCCACAGUGGACGGUGAGGGGCAGGAGGAGGGGACUGAGUGCCGAAGACUGAGAGGAGGCAGCCCGCACCAAACAGGAGACAUGAACCUCUGCUGGAACGAGAUCAAGCGCAAGUCUCAUAACAUCCGGGUGCGGCUUGAAGCGUUCUCCUGACAACAGCGGGAAGCUGCAGCUCUCUCUACAGGAGAUCAUAGAAUGGCUGACAGCCAAGGAUGAAGAGCUGUCGGAGCAGCUGCCCAUAGGAGGCGACGUGGGGGCCGUUCAGCACCAGAGGGAGUUCCACCAGGCAUUCAUGGAGGAUGUCAAGUCUCGCGGGCCGUUCAUCUACUCAGUGUUGGAGUCUGCCCAGGCCUUUCUGGCUCAGCACCCCUUCCAGGAGCCAGAGGAGACCCUGACCGACGGAAAAGAGGUGUCUCCUCGCCGGCGGAUCUUGAAUGUGAGCCGUUCAGUAUGGAAGCAGGCAAACGUGGCCAGCGACCUAUGGGAGAAGCUGACGGCGCGCUGUGUGGAUCGCCAUAGACACAUGGAGAGGACGUUAGAGCGUCUACUUCAGAUCCAGGCAGCAAUGGAGGAGCUAGCAGUGGCCCUGGAGCAGGCAGAGGGGGUGAGAGACGCCUGGGAGCCUGUGGGAGACCUCUUCAUCGACUCUCUGCAGGACCACAUAGACGCUACCAAGUUAUUUAAGGAGGAGCUGACCCAGGUGAAGGAGGGCAUGAAGCACAUCAAUGAUCUGGCCCACCAGCUGGCGAUCUCCGAUGUCCACUUGUCGAUGGAGAACGCCCGCGCCCUGGAGCAUCUCAAUAGCAGAUGGAAAGUGCUUCAGGGGUCCAUAGAGGAGCGGCUGAAGCAGCUCCAGGAUGCACAUAGAGACUUUGGCCCCGGAUCGCAGCACUUCCUUUCCAGCUCAGUGCAGAUACCAUGGGAGCGUGCCAUCUCGCCAAACAAAGUGCCCUACUACAUCAACCAUCAGGCCCAGACAACAUGCUGGGACCAUCCAAAGAUGACAGAACUGUACCAAGCGCUGGCGGAUCUAAACAACAUCAAGUUCUCAGCAUACAGAACAGCCAUGAAGCUGCGGCGGGUUCAGAAGGCUCUGAGAUUGGAUUUGGUAGCGUUGAGCAGCCUUGUGGAGGUGUUUCGGGAGCAGGAGCUGCAGCAGGGGGAACACGUGAUGGAUGUCGUGGAGGUGAUUCACGGUCUGACGGCUCUGUAUGAGCGACUGGAGGAAGAGAGGUCCUUCCUGGUCAACAUUCCACUUUGCGUUGACAUGUGUCUUAACUGGCUGCUCAACGUCUAUGACAGUGCUCGAAAUGGCAAAAUGCGAGUCCUGAGCUUCAAGAUGGGACUGGUGAGCCUGUGCAAUGCAGACGUCCAGGAGAAGUACAAAUACUUAUUCCGUCAGGUGUCUGGCCCCGGAGGUUUGACAGACCAGCGUCACCUCAGCCUUCUGCUCCAUGAAGCCAUCCAGAUCCCCCGCCAGUUGGGUGAAGUCGCCGCUUUCGGAGGCAGCAACGUGGAGCCGAGUGUUCGUAGCUGCUUCCGCAUGGCCCCAGGGAAACCUGCCAUUGAGGUGUCUCACUUCCUGGAGUGGAUGAGCCUCGAGCCCCAGUCGAUGGUUUGGCUGCCAGUCCUCCACCGCGUGGCUGCUGCAGAGUCCACCAAGCAUCAAGCCAAGUGCUACGUCUGCAAACAAUGUCCCAUCAAGGGCUUCAGGUAUCGCAGUCUGAAGCAGUUCAAUGUGGACAUCUGUCAGACAUGUUUUCUAACCGGCCGCACUACCAAGGGAAAGAAGCUGCACUACCCCAUCAUGGAAUACUACACCCCAACGACCUCGGGGGAGAAGAUGAGGGACUUUGCCAAGACUCUGAAGAAUAAGUUCAGGUCGAAGCAGUACUUCACCAAACACCCUCAGAGAGGUUACCUGCCAGUGCAAUCUGUGCUGGAAGCUGAGAGCUCGGAGACGCCUUGCUCCUCACCCAAGCUGCCCCACGCUGACACACACAGCAGGAUUGAACAUUAUGCCAGCAGAUUGGCGGAAAUGGAGAGCCAGAAUUGUUCAUUCUUCACGGACAGCCUGUCUCCUGAUGAAAGUCUGGAUGAAGAUCAGUACCUCCUGCGUCACUCCAGCCCAGCCCUGGACCAUGACUCACCCUGCGGACAGCACAUGCUGCUGGCUCACCUGGAGCACCAGGACAAGGAGCAGCUCCAGCGCACCCUGGCCCGCCUGGAGAACGAAAACAGGGUGCUGCAGGGCGAGUACAGACGGCUAAAGUGGAAGCAUGAAGAGGCGGCAUCAGUUCCCAUGCUGACUGAGGCUGGAGAAGGCGGCCCGGGUUCACCCACAGCGGGAGAGCAGCAGGAUGAGGAGCUCCUGGCCGAGGCACGAGUUCUCCGUCAACACAAGACGCGCCUGGAGACCCGCAUGCAGAUCCUGGAGGACCACAACAAACAGCUGGAGUCCCAGCUGCGCAGGCUCAGGGAGCUACUGCUACAGCCCAAAGAUGAUUCGGAGGCCAACGGAUCAGAACCGUCAACCCUGUCUUCUCCUGUGUCUGGAGGGGGUCACCACGGGGAGCCGGCCAGCAGAGAGACCACUGACACUGAAGCAGCAGGAGAUGACAUGGAGCACGAGCAGGACACGGUGCUGCAGCUCCAGGAAGUCAUCGAGCAGCUGAGAAACGUCUUCCCUUCAGAACCGGGCACCACCUCACACAUCUAACCCCAGAGUUGAGCCUGGAGCAGCAGAGUGAAAGCCUGAGAGGACACCUGAUGGCGAGCGGGUGGAGCUCCAUGAACGGCUGAGAUCCAGGCCGCAGGACACCGCCCCUCCCUCCCUGUGACCACCACAGCAGCUAUGAGACCCAGAGCUAACCCUCCACCGGAACUUGUGUGCACUAAAAGUCUUUUUUGUUCCAUGCAAACUGCUGAAGGCUCACAGCUGAUGUCCGUUUGACCAAGUUCGGAUAACUUCAGUGGCGCAGCCUGACUCCGUGUUAACGAGCCAAAGGAAACUAACGUUGGCAGCAGCAGCAGGUCAGGGAGAGACUUGAAGUAUAUAUAAAAAAAGGAAAAUGCCCAGCCAAGACACUGUGCUUACCAGUAUCUGUGUUGUCGUCCGGAGGUGUGAAGCUUUAUUUCAGUCCACAGCACAAAUUGGACCUUCCAUAAAAGGAAAAAAAAUGCAAGGAAAAAGAAGGAUAUCUCCUUGUUUUGUCAGAAUGCCUGUAUCUUCAGUGUGUUUCCCCCCUCCUUGAAUGUUAUCAUGGUUGUUAUUUCUGGUUUGUUUUUUAAGGUGGUGUGUUGAAGCUCGCUUGUGUAAACUAGAUCAGGGGCUGGGCUGACUGCAUUUCAUGUGGCUGCGUAGUGUAGAUUGUCAGGGAGUUGACAGCACCCACAACAAGCUUAUUUACUUUGUGAGAAUGACACAUCAUCAGUUAAAUCCAUGAUUUAUUUAAGACAGCCAAAGUGCCCGCUAGCGCAGCGCCUCUGUGUGCGCACACUGUGUUCCCCUAAUCCUCUCAAACUGCUUGUCGCGCUCAUCGCUCGCCUCUCCCUAAGUGAGCCCUUUACGCUCAUUCCCACUGUAUGCGCGCACGCACACAUGUAUGCUGCUACAUCCAUGCUCCCUAUUUAUAAUGCACCCUCCCCUCAUUGUGCUCAAACACACAAACCCUGCAUGAUCAAUAAUAGGCGCUGUGCUGCCUCACUAAAAGCGAGGACUGCGACGCGCACUUUCAUAAAAAUGGAGAUCCAUUUCAUCUCCUCAGCUCGCGGGGUUCAGACAAGCUCUCAGUUUUGAGCCAAUUUGUAUUGUAACUGAAAUUGGGUUUUGUUGAGGAAAUGUCUGCCGAUAAACAUCAGCAUGCAGGCGUCCGCCCUGGGAUCUUAGUACUCUCCUGCUGUGUGGAGAGAAAGAGAAAGAAGGGGCUCCAGGCAAUGUGCUGCCAGGCUCAAACUCUUUCUCUCACGCUAUAUUGUCAAGGCCAAUUCCAGACACUACAGGGGGGCACAAGACACACCACCACCACCACUACAGCGUGAGCCUUCCCUGGUUUAAUAAUCCCUCCUCUCCAUGUAGAUUUAAAAAGAACAGUAGCUAUUGACUAUACAUGCCUCAAUUUCCCAUGCUAAUGCAGACUUAAUUGCUUUUAGAUUUACAAAAAGAUGAGUGCUUGAAAUGGCUUUGCCCUCAUCAUAUCAGGGUCAUAGGGUGCAUUCUGUUCUAAACAUAGCACAGUCAUUUAAUGCCUUAAACCCACACUGAAUUCAUAUAAAACAAGUUUGUCUCUCUGGACUUUUUUUUUUUUUUAUCGUUGUGCUUUUACAUUCAGGGAAGGGAGGUUGCAUCAGGAGUGUGUGUUUGUGCAUCAGUGUCUGUCAGUCCCUGGACAGGCUGCUGGUUAAUUUCUAGUAACAGGAAAGAAGGGAAAAGUGAGGAUCACGGCAUGUGAGCAUCCAUAUGUUGAAGCCACUUAAAUAGGGCUUUUGUGAGCAAACCUGUGAAGCCAGGGAUGCUUGGGGGAGAUAUAGAUCUGAGAGAUGGAGGGGAAAAAGUGAGGGGGGCGACAAUCCAUUUAUUGCUCAAGGGCUGGUGAGAGAGAUCCAUUUUGAUGUGCCUGCUACAGCGAAAUCUCCACAAGCAGGACAAGAGGUUGCCUGAAACAAGUAAACUCUGGCUGUUUCUCAGCAGUCGUGCCGCCUCAUUCAUGCAGAAAAGAUCAGUUAAGAGUUCAUCCCAAACCUUAAAGCGACACUCUGACCUCACAUACAUGAACUUGAAACCCAUGUGCUGCUCUCUCAUUACAGGCUCUUCCCCUUUUGGCAAAUAAACCUUAAAUUUUGACACCAUCCUCCUCAGCACUCACCGCCUGUAAGUUUUGAUACCGUUGCCAGGGAACUGUUCCCAAGGAUGCAGUUCCACAGGUUUCUAAGAUGGAAAAAAGGUGAUGUGCCGUUUGUAAGACAAAUGCUAAUAGCCUUAAGGGAAGCAAGAGAGAGCGUCUUGUUUCCCAAAUGCAACCCUCCUCCUCAUCACUUCCACCUCCACUGACGCCUGCCACUGUCAAGCUGCUGAAAAUAGUCAUUAUCAUUUGUUGAAUCCAUCUCUGCAGCAGCACUGCUUAACAAUUUGUUUUGUUAAAGCUCUCACAAGUCAGAACAAACAGCAGCGGCUCAGCUUGUGGAAGAGAAAUUUAAAAAAAGCCAGGACAAGCUAUAUUUAUUCAUAGACAUUUAUUUAUUGGUAUUCACACAUCUCAUUACACAUUAAUGAUCACCCAGCGCCCUCACACUCUUAUCUCCAUACUUCUCUAUGUUGGUACACAAAAUGAUGUAACCAUGACAGCGCAUGAAAAAAAGAGUAUUCCCCCAGAGCCGUAUGUCAACAUUUGUUGUUUUUAUUUUUCUAGGAGGCAGAAUGAAAUAAACACUCUUACCAGGUGGUUUAAUGGCAGUGAGUCGCAUUAUCAUACACAGUCUGUCCCCUGUGUGUCACUCUGCUGCUGUUUGACACCGGCGUCUGAACUCGACUUUCAUGGUCAUCCAGCUGCAGAGGAGUCACAGGGCGAGACUCAUCUCUGUCUGACUGUGUGAUCAUCUGAGGUCUGAUCCAUGUACACACUUUAACGCGCUAACACACACACGCACACACCCUGCUCCCUGUGGCGUGACUGAAGCUGUGUGAUUGAAGAAAAAAAGGCUCUCGGCAGAGGCAAGAGUCACUCAGCGAUCGUUCUCCACUCCCUUGUGUUACUGCAUGUAGUCGACCCACGCGCUAACACACCCUAUCACUAACUCUCCUGCCUUUAAUGUCUGACCCUCCCCUCCUGUCUUUAUUGCUAUCUGAGCUUCUGACAAGGACGCGUGUGCUUGUAUGUCACCUCACACAUGACAGGGCAAAAUCACCUAACCUCAAACAAGGAGUUGAGAACACUAACACAUCCACACACUCAUCCAUUACUGGUGAACUGAGGUGUUUUUUUUUCUGUUUAAAAUCACCAUUAAUAUACCUCAUUAAUCAUUCAAAUGUUUUAUUAUUUGUUUUAUUAUUUGAUUAUAUGAUUUUUAUUGUUAUUGUCCAGCACUCAAACACUUCUUGCUGUCUUUUCUCUGGAGUUUUUAAUCUGUAUAAAAAGUUUUCUGAAGAAAGGCUUUUUACUGUAAUAACAAGUGGGUUACUGGCUGCUUUCUACUCUUUGUGUACAGAAAUAAAAACUUUGUAUUUGGCAAACUC
Molecule: messenger RNA, 6485 nt
Organism: Lates calcarifer (barramundi perch)
Lineage: Eukaryota; Metazoa; Chordata; Actinopteri; Centropomidae
Gene: drp2
Product: dystrophin related protein 2
Biological process (GO): synaptic signaling
Cellular component (GO): plasma membrane
Molecular function (GO): protein binding; zinc ion binding
Source: RefSeq, a predicted model, not a curated record